AUCUUGUUUGAGGAUCGAAUGAUGUCUGAUACAGUCACCGGCGAACACUCAUAUUCAAGCGCUCAGCAACAAGUUCACAUGGUGCUACCGGAUAUAAAAAUGGAAGAAGAAGACAUGGAUUCCGAAAUCUUCUCAGCGGUACCAGUUUCAACUGCUACAGGACAGCAGGACAUUGUACAAAUCAAAGAGGAGGUCACCUCUCCGCCACAGUCACCAAUCGUAUCGCCAGUCGGCCGCAUAAUGAGCGCAUCCUCCGUGAAACGCAAAUGCCGAUCGAGCUCCGCAUCCUCAAUCGCGACGGGCACAGCACCGGGGUCCUCUUUGCUGCGGGUUCCGCAGCCUGCCCUGAGCAGCACAGCCUUGACGAUUGAGCCCGUCAGGGUCAAGGUGGAACCAGGUCUCAACUGUUUACCGCUAUCGCCACCUUCCUCGGUUUCGAAUGACUCUGAGAGCGAUGGAUCAAUAUCGCCGAUUCACCCCUCUCAGAUGAGCUGUCCCGUUCCUACGUCGGCUCCUACCUCUUCAGCCAAGUGCAGAAUGAUAUCGGCGCCUUCCGCUCAACUCACAUCACAACUCAUCUCACGCCAAAGCAAUUCGCGUUCGGGAGUCCUCUCUCUAACGGACGAAGAGAAACGGACUCUAAUUGCUGAGGGCUAUCCCGUUCCCACGAAACUCCCUCUGUCGAAAGCUGAGGAACGGUCACUCAAGAAAAUUCGGAGAAAGAUCAAGAAUAAAAUCUCAGCACAAGAAAGUCGUCGCAAGAAGAAGGAGUACAUGGACGCUCUAGAGAAGAAAGUGGAGAAUCUCACAGCUGACAAUCGAGAGUUGAAAAUUCGAUAUGAUCGGCUUCUACAGAAGAACGUCGCUCUCGUCGAACAGUUGCGGCUGGUACAGUCCAGCCUCGACGGCGGAGUACCUGUUGAGGAAAACGUCGAUGAAAUUAUAAAUAUCACCGACGUAGUAGAAGAUGUUUCUGCCUGAAUCCCGGGCAAACUGGUUGUGCUCUACUCCUCUGUUAACGCUCACCGCAUCCAUGCUGCAAGAAACUUCUGAGAGAACGUCCGGUACAUCAAAGUGUUCCGAGAGUCGAAGCUUUGUUUGUGAUUGUUGAACGAGAGAAUCAGAAUCGAAGAUAGAUAAGAAAAUCUGAAGCGAUACUUCAGUUUCU
Messenger RNA from Galendromus occidentalis (western predatory mite), 1168 nucleotides. RefSeq names its product cyclic AMP-responsive element-binding protein 3-like protein 2. Lineage: Eukaryota; Metazoa; Arthropoda; Arachnida; Mesostigmata; Phytoseiidae. The transcript is spliced from 6 exons. Gene Ontology annotation, biological process: regulation of transcription by RNA polymerase II. Gene Ontology annotation, molecular function: DNA-binding transcription factor activity, RNA polymerase II-specific; cAMP response element binding. The record is from RefSeq and is a predicted model, not a curated record. The coding region runs from base 19 to 981 and encodes 320 amino acids.